Messenger RNA from Zonotrichia leucophrys gambelii, 3826 nucleotides. It is a transcript of the gene GRHL3, whose product is annotated as grainyhead like transcription factor 3. Gene Ontology annotation, biological process: regulation of transcription by RNA polymerase II. The record is from RefSeq and is a predicted model, not a curated record. Bases 40 to 1848 code for a protein of 602 amino acids. Gene Ontology annotation, cellular component: nucleus. The transcript is spliced from 19 exons. NCBI's taxonomy places the organism in Eukaryota, Metazoa, Chordata, Aves, Passeriformes, Passerellidae. Gene Ontology annotation, molecular function: RNA polymerase II cis-regulatory region sequence-specific DNA binding; DNA-binding transcription activator activity, RNA polymerase II-specific.
GUGAGCGGCACAGAGCAGCGCUGCCGAGACACCGCGGCGAUGUCCAAUGAGCUGGAUUUCAGAUCCGUGCGCCUGAUGAAGAAUGACACCAUGAACUUCCAGAAAUUCCCCUACACCAGCGAGGACGAGGCCUGGAAAACCUACCUGGAGAACCCCCUGACUGCAGCCACCAAGGCCAUGAUGAGGGUGAACGGGGACGACGACAGCGUGGCCGCCCUCAGCCUGCUCUACGACUACUACAUGGUGCCCAAGGAGAAGAGGAUCCUGCCAGCUGGGAUGGUGGCACGCAAUGACCUGGCUAAGAGCAGGCACUGCCACGGGAUGGACUACGAGCCCGAGCUGCCCUCCUUCGAUGGCUCAGCCCAUCUCAUGAAGCUGCUGUCGGAGAACGUCUCCAUGAGCCAGGAGUUCUGCGAGCCCCCCAAGAAGAACGGCCUGAGUCUCGAGGGUGUCCCUGCUCCUCACAAGGCAGCCCUGCUCCCUCCAGGCACCAGCAAGCUGGAACCCACCCCAGACAACUUCCUGGUGGCGCCUGGGGACGUGUAUGACAGCAGCUCCCUGAACUCGCUGUUCGAGAGCCUGCCCAUGGCCCCGGCCCAGCAGCGCUGGCAGCCCGACAGCACCUUCAAGGAGGACCCCCAGGAGACGCUGCUCUUCAGUGACAUCCUCAAACCCCAGCCAGAGGCACCCUGCCCCGAGAGUUACCCCUCAGAUGGAGUGAAGAGUGACUUUGAAUACACGCUGGGGUCACCCAAAGCCAUUCACAUCAAAUCUGGGGACUCUCCCAUGGCCUACCUCAACAAAGGACAGUUCUACCCCAUCACACUGCGGACAGCUGGAGACAGCAAAUGUUUGCACUUGUCCUCAAAUAAAGUGAAGAGCGUGGUGAUGAUUGUGUUUGACAAUGAGAAGAUCCCCACGGAGCAGCUGAAGUUCUGGAAGCACUGGCACUCCCGGCAGCCCACGGCCAAGCAGAGAGUCAUCGACGUGGCUGACUGCAAGGAGAACUUCAACACGGUGCAGAACAUCGAGGAGCUGGCCUACAACGCCCUGUCCUUCGUGUGGAACAUCCACGAGGAAGCCAAGGUGUUCAUCGGGGUGAACUGCCUGAGCACAGACUUCUCCUCUCAGAAGGGGGUCAAGGGGGUGCCCCUGAACCUGCAGAUCGACACCUACGACUGCGGCAGCGGCAGCAGCCAGCUGGUGCACAGGGCUGUGUGCCAGAUCAAGAUCUUCUGUGACAAGGGAGCAGAGAGGAAAAUGAGGGAUGAUGAAAGGAAACAGUUCAGAAGGAAAGGAAAAUGCCUGGACUCCAACAACAAUGGUCUCAAAGGCUGUUUGCUCUCUGGCUUCAGAGGGAACGAGAUCACCUUCCUGCGGCCCGAGAGCGACCUGGAGACGCAGCCCGUGCUCUUCAUCCCCAACGUGCAUUUCUCCGCCCCCCAGAGGUGUGGCUCGGUGCUCCCUCCUGCUGUUCCCAACUCUGCAAACAGGCUGCCCCUCAAGCGCAGCGGGGCCUCCUUCGGCGAUGAUUUCGACGCGGUGCCCCCAAAGCACAGCAAGGACGAGGAUCCCCAGAGAGUGCUGCUCUACGUGCGCAGGGAGUCCGAGGAGGUGUUUGAUGCUCUCAUGUUGAAGACGCCGGACCUGCAGGGCCUCAGGACAGCUAUUUCAGAAAAAUAUGGGCUUCCUGAAGAAAGCAUUUACAAAGUCUACAAAAAGUGCAAAAGAGGGAUCCUGGUGAACAUGGACAACAACAUCAUCCAGCACUACAGCAACCACAUGGCCUUUCUGCUGGACAUGGUAGAGGCAGAGAACAAGUUCCAGAUCAUCCUCAAGGAGCUCUAAAGAGCUGCAGGCAGCACUUCCUGGCACUUCUCUCCGAGCUGGCACGUGUGACCCCACAGAACUCAGCCCUGUGCCCGCUCUUGUUGCCUUGACUUGAACCCCACGGCCCCGGGGCCGGGCCACAGACUGCUGUGACAUCAUCCUGUGAACGUGGAACUUGGCUCUGUUGACUUUAUUAUUAUUAUUAUUAUUAUUUUUUAUUAUUAUUAUUAUAUUUGAUUCCCUUCUGGCAGCGGGCCUGAGCUGCCGUUUCAGAGCUGGGCGCACGAGGUGACACUGCCAGGCCUGGGCAGGGAGCAGAGCUGGUGGCCCUGGCAGGGAGUGAUGGCAGCCCAGGCCCUGGCAGGGAGUGAUGGCAGCCCAGGCCUGGCAGGGAGUGAUGGCAGCCCAGGCCCUGGCAGGGAGUGAUGGCAGCCAGGCCUGGCAGGGAGUGAUGGCAGCCCAGGCCUGGCAGGGAGUGAUGGCAGCCCAGGCCCUGGCAGGGAGUGAUGGCAGCCCAGGCCCUGGCAGGGAGUGAUGCCAACCCAGGCCCUGGCAGGGAGUGAUGGCAGCCAGGCCUGGCAGGGAGUGAUGGCAGGCCAGGCCCUGGCAGGGAGUGAUGGCAGCCAGGUCUGGCAGGGAGUGAUGGCAGCCCAGGCCUGGCAGGGAGUGAUGGCAGGCCAGGCCCUGGCAGGGAGUGAUGGCAGCCAGGCCUGGCAGGGAGUGAUGCCAGCCCAGGCCUGGCCUCCCCACAGCCCCUGCAGAGCUUCCCCAGCAGGGCAGAGCCUGCUCUGAGCUCUGAGCUCCCCUGUGGCACAGAGACCCUCCCAGCUGCAGCCCCAGCCGAAUGGACACUGCCUGCUGAACACCCUCCCUGCACAUCUCUGACUGUAAAUACCACGGAGGCCUCCACAACCCCUGUUGAUACAUUUCUGUGUUGUUCCUUUUGUAUUUUAUAUGUGUAUAAAUAUGCAUUGUUUUAUACUGGACUCAGUAUGUGACACAGAGCAUUUCAAACACAGGCUGCUUCACAUUUCUCCGUGAACUCCUUUUGUAACUGUGUUGUUGGUUGUGUUGUUUUGGAUAUUCUGUACUAAUAAAGGCUCAAGGACUGAAAAUGAAGCAUUUCCCCCAGCUCUGGGGUUGGGAUGGGCUGGCCAGGAGCCAGGGCAGGGAGGUGACCCCAGAGGCACCAGAGGGCUCCAGGGUGGUUUUGGCCAAGGUCUGUCCCCUCUGCAGCCACCGUGUCCAGCUGUGUCACCAGCUGGGACUGGGUCCCUGUGCUCAAACUGCCUCAAGCUGCUUCCCAUUGAGCUCAUCAGAUGCCAAGGGGAGCCCUGCAUUUUCUAAUUAAUCCUCUGACCAAUGAAAACCAGGGCCUUUCCUCCUCCCUCUUCUUCAUCCUCUGCUUUUCCUGGCUGUGGUAAAGAUGUACCUGAGGCCUGUGAGUGGGGAGGAAAGAAAGAGCCCUGGGAAGGGGAGUUGGAAAUGCUGGAAUGUGUCAGCUUGGCUGUGAUGAGAGGAAACACCUGAUGGCCAGGCCUCAUCAGGGAUGUGGGAGUGUCCAGUUCAAGCUGGAGAGGAGAGAGCUCCCACAUCUCCGAAUUCCUGUGGAUGAGGGCUGACAACACCCUGUGCAGCCCGGGCACCUGCAGGGCUGGGCAGCAGGCACAGAACAGUUAAGUGACUUGCACAAGGGUGAAUCAGCAGGACUUGAGGAACUCAACCUGAAGGCAGGUGCUGAGCUCAGGAACUGACACAGCUCCCAGCAGUGCCACCAGUUACCAAUGGAAACCACUCUGGAGGUGCCUUGGUUCCUGUUCUGGUGACUUGAGAGCUGGAUUCUGGCAGUGAUCCCAUGUCCCCUCCCUGAAUGGCACAGGAGGCAGAGAAAGGGAAGGCCUGGAAUUGAAGAACGAGGCAAUGGCAGCUGAGGAGCAAAUGAAGCAGUUGGAGCAUGACUGCACUCAUACAGACACGAGGAUGAAGGGAUUUAACU